Molecule: messenger RNA, 4404 nt
Organism: Andrographis paniculata
Lineage: Eukaryota; Viridiplantae; Streptophyta; Magnoliopsida; Lamiales; Acanthaceae
Exons: 9
Coding region: 1-4404 (1467 amino acids)
Biological process (GO): DNA integration
Molecular function (GO): zinc ion binding; nucleic acid binding
Source: RefSeq, a predicted model, not a curated record
AUGACGGCACCAGCAGAAGUUCGGACUCCUGCCUCAGCUAAAUUGGAUAAGACAUUCAUCGAUGAGGAUGAGGAUGAAUACGAAAAGAGAUUUAGAGAAGAACAAGCUCAUAUGGUCACGCUGCAAUUCAGAAGAUACCUCGAAAGGAAGAAAGCCGAGCAGCUGGAGUACGAGGCAGCAAGGCAGUUUGUUUUCCUUAGUGUUAAAUGGAAAAAUCUCCUUCUUUCCACUUUUGGCAUAUGGACAAAUGACAUUCUGCACAGCCUAUUUAUAUCGCUGUCAGUGAACUGUUAUUACUGUGAGGUAACUGCGCUUCAAGGGAAGUUGGCCCUAUUUAAGGUGUUUGAAGCAGACUUGUCGAUCCACUAUUUCCCAACAUCUGGUAUCAGAGCAGUGUUCUCUAAGUUACUGAGUGAAGAUGUUUCUGAUACUGUUGAGUUUGCAUGGUCUCAUCCCAUGAAAACCAUCCAAGAUGAAAAUGGUGUUACCACUCUUGUGAAGAAACCAAAGAGAGAAUGGACUCUAAAUGAAAAGGCUGCUGGAAUCGCCAAUUCAAAAGCCCUUUUUUCGAUCUUCAACGCUGUGGAUGAAACUCAAGGGAAGCUGAUAUCAAAUUGCAAGACUACUAAGGAAGCAUGGGACAUUCUGGAAAAUGCAUUCAAAGGAUCAGUACAAGUUCGAGAAUCAAAACUGGAUCCUAUUGAAACAUUGUUCGAAGGAAUGAAGAUGAAUGAAGACGAAACAAUCGAUGUUUACAAUAAUCGCUUUAUGGAUGUUUUCAAUCAAGCAGAAGCUCCUGGAAUGCACUUUGAAGAGAAGAGACUGGUGAGGAAGAUGCUUAAAAGUCUCACAAAAAAUUUUAGGCCUAAGUUGAUUAUGCUCGAUGAACCACCAAAGCUGAAAAAUAUGACAUUAGAUGAAUUGUAUGGUACAUUGGUGAAUUAUGAAAUGAAUUAUCUUGAAGAUGAAACUCCUAAAAGUGUAGCAUUAAGUGCUGAAGACAUGGAGGUGAUAGAGUCUGAUGAAGAAAUGGCACUGCUGAGUCGUAAACUUUCUCGAAUGAUUAGUGAUAAAAGACUAGCUAAGCUGAAGUAUGGAAGAUUUCCGAAUAAAAGUGGUUAUCAUGAUGGAAAUGCAUAUGGCUCACAGCAGAAGUAUUCAGAUCAGAAACCAACAAGUUACAACAAGCCAAAAGGAAAAUUUGAAGGUGGCUUCAACAAAAAAUUCAAAGUGUCUUCUAAGCCUAAUACAAUUCAAGAACCAACCUGUUAUGGAUGUGGUGGUGUAGGACACAUUAAAUCUGAAUGUCCAACUGUAAAGAAGAGAGAAAAGAGAGCCUACCAAGCUAUUUGGAGUGAUAAUGAUGAGGAAGGCUCUGCUGCAGGUGAAGAAACUUCAGAAAAUGAUGAACUUGUGGCCUUCAUGGCUGGUGUUGAUGAAUCCAGUAAGGUUGAUGAUGAUAAAUCAAAUUCUGAAAAUUCCGAGGAGUCAAGAGAAUUGGAUGCUGAUGAGUUGAUUGAAGCAUAUGAGGAGAUGGUUUCUGAACAAAAGAAAUCAUUGGUGAAAUAUAAAAAAUUAUUGAAUACUAUUUAUCGAUUGCAAGACCAAAAAGAAAAACUUGAUGAUGAGAUUGAACAACUGAAGAAUGAUACUGAGGCUAAGUCUACUGAAUCAGAUGGUUUAAAGGUUGAAAAUCAGAAGUUGAAGGAAGAAAAUGACAGACUUCGAAAAGGAAAAGAGAAAUUGGAUGAAGUUCUUUCGAUUGGAAAACCUUUUGGAGAUCACAAAGGAAUUGGUUUUUGCGAAUCCUCUCAAAGAAAACCAACUACAUUUGUUCGUUGUGGUCUUCUUACUGAUGUUGAAGUUCCAGAAAAUAAAUAUGCUCCAGUGAAGAAACAGAAGUCCAGAAAGAACAGAAGCAGGAAUUGGAACACAGGUCGCAGAACUCAGGAUGUUAAACCAUUGUCAUUAUGUCCAGAUGACUACAAAUAUUGCAUACUUCCAGGUCAUACAGCUGAAAAAUGUUUCAGAUUGGCGAAGGAUGUGAUGAAUGGCAGAAAUAUUGAGUGGCCUACUGAAGGACUCAGACAUAAUAUCAAAGUCAGAUUGUGGAUGCUCUUGUCACAUGACAAACCAAAAAAACUGUUGAAAAACUUUGUUGAGGACAAAAGUGGUGAUGUUAUCUUUGAAGAUGGUGCAAAAGGAAAGAUCAGUGGCUAUGGUAUUCUUGAAAAAGAAAUAAUUCCAAGACUUUCGAAGGUGUAUUUUGUUGAAGGUCUGAGCACAAAUCUGAUAAGUAUCAGUCAACUAUGUGAUGAUAAGUUGAAUGUGAAGUUCACAAGGGAAUCAUGUGAGGUAUUUGAUGCUGAUGAAAAGUGUGUGAUGAUCGGUGUUCGAUCAAAGAACAAUUGUUACUUAUUGGAGAAACCAAAGAUGCAAGCUUUGAUCUUGAAAGAUGAUGAAACAAUGUUGUGGCAUACCAAGUUAGGGCAUUUCAAUCCCCAAAACUUGAUGAGAAUCAGUAAACUUGGUGCAAUCAGAGGUCUGUCCAAAUUUUCAAAGCUGCCUAGGGCUACUUGUGGUCAUUGUGCAAGAGGAAAGCAAAAAAGGGUUGCUCAUCUAGCGUUGGAACAGCAAACUAGCAACAACUGUCUGGAACUGCUGCAUUUGGAUUUAAUGGGUCCCGUUGAUGUUUAUAGCCUAGGUGGUAAUAAGUAUAUUCUGAAGAAAGUGAAGAUUAAUAGACUUCAGACUGAUCAUGGGAAAGAGUUCGAGAAUAAAAAAUUUAGUGGAUUCUAUGAUAAGUUGGGAAUCAAACAUGAAUAUUCUGCUCCAAAAACUCCACAGCCGAACGGAGUAGUGGAAAGGAAAAAUCGAACUUUACAAGAAAUGGCUAGAUCUAUCAUGCAUGCGAAAGGAGUUGCAAAGUUCUUGUGGGCUGAAGCUAUUAAUACAGCUUGCUAUGUGAUCAAUCAUGUGUAUCUCAGACCACACACAGAGAAAACACCUUAUGAAAUUUGGAGUGGAAAGAAGCCAAAUGUCUCAUAUUUUCAUACGUUUGGGUGUAGAUGCUACAUUAUGAAGGAUCAGGUUCAACUACAUAAGUUUGAUGCUUGUUCAGAUGAUGGUAUAUUUCUGGGAUACUCACUGAACUCAAGAGCCUAUAGAGUCUACAACAAUCGAACCAAGAAGGUGAUGGAAUCAGUCAAUGUAAUGUUUGAUGAUGCUCUUUCAGAGAAAAAAUAUAUUCAACUAGAUGAUGAUGACGAUGCUCCAAAUCCAGUGAUUAGUAGUCCUCCUGAGGUUCAAAAUCCUCCCCAAAAUCAGAAUGAUCAACCACAGACAGCUGCUGAUGAUGCUACUGAAAAAGUUAGAAGAUAUGGUUCCAGAAUACCACAGAAGCACCCAAUUGAUGCAAUCAUUGGUGAUCCAAAAGGUGGCAGAGUCACUCGAGGUAAACAGAUUGAUUUCAAAAACCUAUCUGGAAUGAAUUGUUUUGUAUCAACUUUUGAACCCAGAAAUAUUGAUGAGGCGUUGAAGGAUGAAUACUGGUUGAGUGCAAUGCAAGAUGAAUUAAACCAGUUUGAGAGAAAUGGAGUAUGGAUGUUGGUGCAGAGACUUGGUGACUGCAACGUGAUUGGUACCAAAUGGAUCUUCAAGAAAAAGUCUGAUGAGUGUGGCAAUAUUACUCGAAACAAGGCCAGAUUAGUUUCCCAAGGAUACACUCAGAUUGAAGAAUCGACUAUGACGAAACCUUUGCCCUGGUUGCCCGUAUCGAAGCUUGACAAGACAUUGUUUAUCAAGCGCAAAGGAAAGGAACUGAUGUUUUCUCAAAUCUAUGUCGAUGACAUUGUAUUUGGUUCCACCUCCAAGUUGAUGAGAAAAGAGUUUGUGAAGUUCAUGGACUCCGAGUUCAAAAUGAGUAUGAUUGGUGAACUUACUUAUUUCUUAGGUCUGCAAGUUAAACAGUGUGUUGAUGGUAUCUUCCUGAAUCAGACCAAGUAUGCUCAAAAUAUGAUCAAUAAGUUUGGUCUGAGUAGUUCUAAGGCUGUCAGAAUGCCAUUAGGACAACAAGAGAAAUUGUCGACGGAUGAAUCGAGAAAAGAUGUGGAUCAAAAGUUGUACAGGAGUAUCAUAGGUAGUUUGCUUUACUUGACUGCCAGCAGGCCUGAUAUCUUGUUUAGUGUUGGAGUAUAUGCAAGGUUUCAAGCUGCUCCAAAGGAAUCAUAUCUUAAAGCCGCAAAGAGGAUAAUUCACUAUGUUCAUGGAACGGCUGAGUUGGGGUUAUGGCUGGAGUACGUUGAGACUAAGGAUCAAAAGGCUGAUAUUCUCACAAAGGCGCUCGAUGGUGAUCGGUUUGAAACACUUCGCCGUGAUCUGGGUAUGUGUUCAUACCCUUCCUAA